This is a messenger RNA of Solanum dulcamara, 1753 nucleotides long. RefSeq names its product nicotine N-demethylase CYP82E3-like. Gene Ontology annotation, molecular function: monooxygenase activity; iron ion binding; heme binding. Gene Ontology annotation, biological process: defense response to other organism. The transcript has 2 exons. Lineage: Eukaryota; Viridiplantae; Streptophyta; Magnoliopsida; Solanales; Solanaceae. Bases 79 to 1653 code for a protein of 524 amino acids. The record is from RefSeq and is a predicted model, not a curated record.
AGCAUACUGUCUUAGAGAAAAAAAACUCAUAUUCUUAAUUUCUUCCUUCUUAUUAUCUCCUUCUCCUUUGAAAAAAAAAUGUAUGACAAUUUUCCCUUCUAUGAUAUGCAAAUUAUACUUGCAGUCCUUCUAACUUUUGCUAUAUCAAUCAUUCUAUGGAUUUUUUUUUGGAAAAGUACAAAACUACCCCCGAAAAUUCCGGGAUCAUGGCCAAUCAUAGGUCAUCUCCGUGGUUUUGGUGAUGGCAAAAAUGUCCCUCUAGCGCGAACAUUUGGAAAACUAUCCGAUCAGUAUGGUCCGAUUUUCACUAUUAAGCUAGGUAUGUUUCGUUAUUGUGUGAUCAAUAAUUGGGAAGCCGCGAAGGAUUGCUUCACAAUUAAUGAUAAAGAACUCGCUGCUAGACCAAUUAGUCUAGCAGCUGAACAUUAUGGUUAUAAUUACGCGAGAUUCUCUUUUUCUAAUUAUGGUCCAUAUUAUUGUCAAGUACGAAAGCUCGUGCUACAAAAUGUUCUUUCUAGUACUAGGCUUGAAAAAGUCAAACACGUCCGAAUUUCUGAGGUGGAAGUUAGCAUCAAAGAGUUGUAUAACUCAUGUUGCAAGGGUGAAAAUCCGAACACGAUUAAUAUCAGUAAAUGGUUCGAGAAAUUAACUCUGAAUAUAAUCGUGAAGAUGAUUGCCGGAAAAAGAUACGUAUCUCUAGAGAAAGAUAAAGAGGCACAAUGUUUUAGAAGGGCCUUUGCUAAAAUAAUGUAUCUUGCCGGGGAAUUUAUUAUAUACGAUGCGAUUCCAUUUCAAAUUUUCAAAUAUGUGGAUUUUCAAGGACAUAUUAAGACCAUGAAGCAAAUUUACAAAGACUUGGAUGAUAUUCUUCAAAAUUGGGUUAAUGAACAUAUGGAGAAAAAGAAAGUUGAAGGUGAUAAUGAUAAUGAACAAGAUUGUAUAGAUGCAAUGCUUUCUGUGACAAAACCUGAGGAUUUCAAAGCCUAUGGUUAUUCAAGGGAAACAGUUAUCAAGGCUACAGUAUUGAGCAUGAUAUUAGAUGGUUCAGACACAACUGCAGUUCACCUAACAUGGCUCAUGUCCUUAUUAUUGAACAAUCCUCACGUCAUGAGCCAUGCCCAAGAAGAAAUAGACAAUAAAGUUGGUAAAGAUAAAUGGAUCGAAGAAUCUGAUAUCAAAGAUCUUAUCUAUCUCCAAGCUAUUGUUAAAGAAGCAUUACGCUUAUAUCCACCAGCACCUUUAUUAGUCCCACAUGAAGCUGUGGAAGAUUGUACUGUGGCAGGGUACAACAUCCCAAAGGGUACUCGUCUGUUCCCAAACGCAUGGAAGAUACAACGAGACCCACGAGUUUAUUCAGAGCCUGACAAGUUCAUGCCAGAGAGAUUCUUAAACAAACAUUCAAAUGUAGAUGCUCGUGGUCAGCAUUUUGAGUUCAUCCCAUUUGGUUCUGGAAGACGAUCUUGUCCCGGAAUUAAUUUCGCUACGCAAGUGGCGCACCUUACGAUUGGUCGAUUAAUUCAAGGAUUUAAUAUUGGUACACCAUCAAAUUUGCCUGUGGAUAUGACUGAAGGUCAAGGGAUUACUAUGCCUAAAGCAAAACCUAUGGAAGUUGUAAUCACCCCACGUUUGAAUUCUAUGUUUUAUGAACUUUAAUGUGAAAAAAUCGACUUUUGGACAUCGAUUUUAUUCUUGUUUUUUUAAGGGUCGAUUUUUUUUUUUAGUAGUGGCAUAAAGCUCCAAUAAAAAAUCCAAG